Trichomonas vaginalis G3 is the source of this 639-nucleotide messenger RNA. Its product is annotated as zinc finger matrin-type protein 2 family. The transcript has a single exon. The coding region runs from base 1 to 639 and encodes 212 amino acids. Gene Ontology annotation, biological process: mRNA splicing, via spliceosome. The record is from RefSeq and is a predicted model, not a curated record. Gene Ontology annotation, cellular component: spliceosomal complex; U4/U6 x U5 tri-snRNP complex. NCBI's taxonomy places the organism in Eukaryota, Parabasalia, Trichomonadida, Trichomonadidae. Gene Ontology annotation, molecular function: nucleic acid binding; zinc ion binding.
AUGAGCGGAGAACCAAAUAUCAAAGAAAAAGUUAUCAAGGGAGAUAUAAUGUAUCUCACUGAAGUAACAAGGAAAAAUGCAAUGCAUACAAAAGAAAAAAUUGAUUAUUCGAAACUCAAAAAUUUAAAUGUAAACUUAGAGAAUAUUAAACUUAGCAAAGGUAUCAAUAAACGACGUAUUUAUGGUAGUAAUAUACCUUUUACAAAAAUUGGACAAUGGGUUUGUCCAGUCUGUGAAAUUUAUUUUCGCGAUUCAGCUUUAUUCCUUAAACACUUAAACUCGCCGGAGCACAAUGCAAAGCUUGGUAUGUCCUUAAAAGUUAAACAGGUUUCAGACGAAGAAGUUCUUCAAAGAGUCCAGCAAUGGGAAGAUUUUUAUAUAAAAGGCAUUCCUGUACCACCUAUAUAUCGAGAAGCAAAACCUGAAGAUGAUGAUGCUUCGAAAUUAUCAGAAGAGGUUCAUUUUAAAUUUGUUCCUAGUUUUUCAGAGCCAAAUCAAGCCCCACAACAGCCAAAAGUUGAACCAGAACCAGAAAAAUCUUCUCCUAAGCAAGAAAAUGUAAAAGCUGAAGAAGAAGAUGCAGAAGAAGAAUACGUCUACGAAUAUGAAUAUCAGUAUGAGGAAGACCAACCUGAAUGA